GAGAUUUCACCAAGACACAGCAUACCACUGAAACACUGUGAGGACUAACAGUCAUACUAUUACAGACUUCUCCUCUUAACUCCAAACCACUGCAAAUAAUUUUCCUAGAUUUGGAUUGAGCAAACAUACAACAUGUGUAAGGGAUUAGCAACACUGCCAGCAACCUGCUUAAAAAGUGCCAAAGACAUCAAACACAAGAUUGGCUUUCUGCUCCAGAAGCCUGAGUUUCCAACAGACCAGAAACAGGUCAAAGAGAAGACAACCGCUGUCAAGAGAGUUUCACCUGCUGAUGUGGAGAAAUGGAAGCUGUCCUUCAACAACCUGAUGAAUUGUGAAAGUGGUCGUACAGUGUUCACUGCGUUCCUGAAGUCAGAGCUCAGCCAGGAGAACUUGGAAUUCUGGAACGCUUGCGAGGAAUACAAAAAGUCUUCCCCAAACAAGAUGGCGGCCAAAGCUAAAGAGAUCUACGAACAGUACAUUGAGGCAGACUCUCCAAAUGAGGUGAACCUGGACUCAGCAACGCGAGAGGAGACCAGACAGAACCUGUCUAUUGCCGGCUUAUCCUGUUUCAAUGACGCCCAGCAGAAGAUCUUCAAUUUGAUGGAGAAAGACUCAUACAGAAGGUUCCUCCACUCCAAACUGAUCCAGGAUCUGUCCCUGUUGAGCACCACCACCCCACUCUGUGCACUGAAGAAGAUAGGAGGAAAAAUAGUCUGUUCUGAGAACAGAUGUGGUGCAUAGAUGGAGAUGGAGAGAGAAACAAGGACGGAUUGAAGAAUGUGUAACAUUUUGUCAAUCUGUGAGGGAAAGAGCAGGUAGUCUUGAAGAGAAAACAUUAUUAUGAGUGGGUGGGGUUUUAUUUUUUCUGUCCAUUGUUCCAGAUAACCAUUUCAACACGCAUCACAAAUAGAUUAUUUUUGAGACGAGGGGACAAUUGGAGAGGGAGAGAACUGUCAAGAGUUAUUUUUCAGGAGAAAUAUGCUCCUGAAAGGAUGUUCCAUUCUCUGAUUUUCAUUGUUGUGCGAGGGUCUGCUUUCUUUACACUGAACAUCUUCCAGAUCUCUAAAAAUAUUCAAAUGGUUCAAACAAGCAUUUAGGUAUUUCACCCUGGCUAGUUCCCUGUGUCCCCUCUGUCUGGUUUUAAUCAAGGGCUCCAUGCUAAGUCAUGCUUAAACACCAAUAAUGAAAAUGCACUUCUUCAAACUGAGUGUUAAAUUAGAUGAUAGUUUCCGAAUGGAUUGGUGUUAAAAAACUUCUUUCACCUGACUGUUGUUUGUUUGACUCUGUUUUUCUGUCUUUACUUUACCUGUGGCCAGUUCAUGCACUGUUAAGGUGUAACUCACUGGCCUUCUGUUAACCUGACAACAAAGUCAUGACUAGGUGAUGUUUUGAUUCACAACACAGGG
Molecule: messenger RNA, 1406 nt
Organism: Oncorhynchus mykiss (rainbow trout)
Lineage: Eukaryota; Metazoa; Chordata; Actinopteri; Salmoniformes; Salmonidae
Gene: rgs4
Product: regulator of G protein signaling 4
Source: RefSeq, a predicted model, not a curated record